Dentiscutata erythropus is the source of this 1419-nucleotide messenger RNA. The record is from the annotation of a GenBank genome assembly. NCBI's taxonomy places the organism in Eukaryota, Fungi, Glomeromycota, Glomeromycetes, Diversisporales, Gigasporaceae.
AUGGAUAAUCUUGUUGUGACCAUCAAGAAAUUACGUAUUCAGAUCCAGAAAAAUGAGGAUUACAUUACUUACCUGGAGAAAGAGAUAACUACAAGAGAUGACGAGAUCGAUAUUCUCCGAAUACAGGUAAACGAUCUCAAAAUAAGACUCCGGAGAGCAGAGGCGGAUGCACAGUCCAAUGAUAAAAAUAUAUCUGCUCUCGAACUCCAGUUACAAGAUAUGAGCAGUGAAUUAUUCUCCCUUCAACAUAGAAUCCAAAAACUUCGGGAAACAAUGACAUUGGAUAUGACACAUCUACCAUCCACAAAUACACCAGUUUUCAAUUUAAUAACAGAUGUGAGAACAAAUAUCAAGCUUUUAGGUGAUUCAGCUAGAGGGGAUAAUACUCUUUUAAAAGAUGAAAUUGAUAAUUUUCAGACACAAGCUGAAUUAAAAUUAACGCAAAUCCAGAAUGGAUGUUAUACUUUUGAAAAUGAAGUAACUCAGCUAAGGCAGGAAGUUAUAAAUUUAAAGGAUAUAAAUUUCAAUCAACAGGAGUUAACCAAUGAGCUGGGUACAUUAAAUGAAACUCUCAAAGAACAGAUAGAUGUGCUAUCUGAAAAAAAUGAGACCAUCCAAAUCGAAUUAGUCGAGAAAGUGAGGUUAUAUGAGCAAGCUCAAGACCGGUUAAAUGAAUGUCGAGAUAAAUGCUAUCAAAUAAGAGAAUCUUUGGAAGGCGCGCAUGAAGAUAUUACAGAAGGUGAGUUUGCAUAUGAUGAAUUAAAGCAGAAAUUGCCAAGGACCGCUUGGAGAAAUCAAAGAAAUAGAAAUCAGAAUAUUACUCAGGAGUUACAAAAUUGCCGAGAACAUGUUAACCGAACCAUGGCCCAACUUCAGGGAGAUGGCCAUGCUCGAAUUACGGGGCACUUAACUCCAUCCGCUCCCGUAGAUCUUAAUGGAAGAUUAGUGGCGGCCGAUGCCGGUGCUGAUCAGUCUGGUAAAAUCACGCUUUCACGAAAUGAUCUCAAAAAAUUUAUAACUGGUUUGAAAGGAACUAUUGCUAGAGGAGACCGUGCUUUGAAGAAACCUCCAGGUCCGGGAAAACAAAAAGCAGAUAAUCUUUCUAUGAAUCGUUUUUUAGAUCAGUUUAUAGAUGGUACGAGCGAACCUGGAGAAGGUUAUGACUAUGACCCGAUUGAUGAUUUGAAUAUUCGUAAAGAUCUUUCUGCUGCAAAAUCCAAGGCCGAGAUAGUUACAAAAUCCAAGAAAAUUAGAUCGCUUGAGUCUAUGAUCAAGAUAUUGGAAGGUAAGUUAGCCUCAGCACAGAAGGAUGCAUUUUCGACUCAAGAAGACUCACUAAAAAAAGAAUCUGAGAUAUUGUCCCUUAAAUCUAAAAUAGCCGAAGUGGAACAAAUGAAAAGUGAACUGUGGGAGGAAUAG